Molecule: messenger RNA, 1122 nt
Organism: Thlaspi arvense
Lineage: Eukaryota; Viridiplantae; Streptophyta; Magnoliopsida; Brassicales; Brassicaceae
Source: the annotation of a GenBank genome assembly
AUGUUUCAAUGCUUGCCAUUGAUAUGGCUAUCUCUACUUGCUGUGGUAUGUGCUGGAAGGACAUUGUACCAAAUCCCUGCUAAAGGAGCUAAAGGCGUCAAGCUUCAGCUUCAGACUUCACGUCCCUAUAACAUCGCACACAGAGGUUCCAAUGGAGAGAUUCCAGAAGAAACCGCAGCUGCAUACUUGAGAGCAAUUGAAGAGGGUACAGACUUUAUAGAAACAGAUAUCUUAUCAUCCAAAGAUGGUGCGCUUAUCUGUUUCCAUGAUGUUGUCCUUGACCUAACAACCGAUGUCGCUAGUCGCAAGGAGUUUGCGGAUCUUGAUUUUACUCUCAACGAACUAAAGAAACUACGGACAAAACAGAGAUACGCUUUUCGGGACCAGCAAUACAACGGAAAGUACCCUAUCAUUACGUUUGACGAAUUCAUCAACAUUGCUCGGGAUGCUCCAAGAGUUGUCGGGAUAUAUCCUGAGAUUAAAAAUCCAGUUUUAAUGAACCAGCAUGUCAAGUGGCCUGGUGGUAAGAGAUUUGAGGAUAAAAUUGUGGAGACACUUAAGAAGUAUGGGUACGGAGGCGCAUAUUUGUCCAAGAAGUGGUUGAAGAAACCGUUGUUUAUUCAGUCAUUUGCCCCAACUUCACUCGUGUACAUAUCAAACUUUACAGACUCACCGAAAGUUCUCCUAAUAGACGAUGUAACCAUGCCAACUCAAGAUACUAACCAGACAUACGCAGAGAUCACAUCAGAUACCUAUUUCAGCUACAUUAAGCAGUAUGUGGUUGGGAUUGGACCAUGGAAGGAUACAAUUGUUCCAGUAACCAACAACUAUAUGCAAGCUCCUACAGAUUUGGUCAAAAGAGCUCAUGCGCAUAAUCUACAGGUUCAUCCAUACACGUACAGGAAUGAAAACGGGUUCUUACACUUUAACUUCAGCCAAGACCCAUAUAAGGAAUACGAGUACUGGAUCAAUGAGAUUGGAGUUGAUGGACUCUUUACCGAUUUCACGGGCAGCCUCCAUAAGUAUCAAGAGUGGACAUCUCCAUUACCUGAUACCGCCAAGUCUCCACGACAGCUCUUGGCUCAAAUUGCUUCAUUGGUCCUCCCUUAUGCAAAGGCUUGA